UCGUGGCACUUUAUUGCAUUGUCCACGCAGUCCGUUGUUGAGGGUUGUGUUUAGCGUUGGGGAUUCCAGACAAAUAAAAUUGUGAACGUUUUAGUGCAUGAAUGACUAAUGACGGCUGCGCCUUGAUGCACAAAGUUUACUUUUACAGAGAAUAGCAGUAAGCUAUUCUCUGUUAUAUCAUUAUCAACCAAAAUUGACCGCGGUUAACAAUCACUACCACAGUUCGGUGUCCCAUGUACACAAAAACAAUAAAAAUGCCAGCCACGAAGGAUUCGAAUAUUGUUAAAAUUGCCAUACAAAUGGCUGAUCAGCAGGCGCAAUUAAUUGAAUUUAACCAAAAGCAGCCCUUGACCGGAAUAAUUCAGGAACUGUGCAACGCUUGGGACCUCUCAGAUCCCGACACGUAUGCUCUGCAGUUUUCAGAUAACAACAACCAUAACUACAUAACGGAGAAAAAUCGGAAUGAAAUAAAAAAUGGGAGCAUCUUAAGACUAGAACAUUCACCUUCAAAAACAGCCAGUGACAUAUUAGCCAAACUGAACAAUGGCAAUAACGAUGAAAAAGUUUCAGCACUCCAGAAAUUAAGCACUCUCAGCAACGACGUUACAUUUGCUUUGGAAUUUAUCAAUAAACAAGGCUUGGCUCUCAUUAUUUCGCAGGUUGAGGCUGGUAAAUCUAAAAGUAACACAUUGGCCUUUCUCUUGCAAUCGUUUGUGGAAUUAAUGGAUCAUGGGAUUGUAUCGUGGGAUAUAUUGGAAUCUCCGUUCAUAAAUAAAGUGGCUAGCUAUGUGAAUAAUCAAGCAGCUCCGCCGGACUCUAAGGUCGUUGGAGCAUCCUUGCAAAUUCUGGAAAACAUCGUCGUGAAUUCUUCAGGAAAAUAUAGUCAAGUUGAAAAGGAAGUUACUUUUCCAAAUUUAGUCAUGCACUUGCAAAGUCAGAGCUCUCAAAUCCAACAAAAUGCUAUGUCCCUCAUCAAUGCUUUAUUUCUCAAGGCAGACUUGCCUAAACGACGAGCUGUCGCUGCUACUCUGCAAUCUAAACAAUUACGGCUCGUCUUCGUUACGAAUGUUAUACAGUCAACAGGACAGGUAAGAAUUGGCACUCAAAGUGAUCGUUUUCUCAUAGAAGUUUUCUUAAACUCUUCAAUUUACUUCCAGGUUGGCAGCGAGAUGGCACAUCAACUCUAUGUACUGCAGACACUGUUGCUGGGACUGUUAGAACAGAGAAUGAUGACUAAAAUGGAUCCCCAGGAUCAGGAUGCACUUGAUAAGAUCAAAGAACUUCGUCGCAUUGCAUUUGAUACUGAAGGGUCCGUAAGCGGGGAUGUAACAGCUCGAAAACAAGGUGUUUUUGCUAAGGAUUACAAGAAACUAGGCUUCAAAUACGAUAUAAACCCAGCCAUGGAUUUUACCGAAACUCCACCAGGAAUGUUAGCCCUGGAUUGUAUGGUUUAUUUUGCCAGAAAUCAUAUGGAGAGUUACACAAAGGUGGUUCUUGAGAAUUCGUGUCGUGCCGAUGAACAUGAGUGUCCAUUCGGACGAACUAGCGUCGAAUUAGUAAAACUUUUGUGCGAGGUAUUAAGAAUAGGUGAAGCUCCCAGCGAACAAGGACAGUGUUAUCACCCAAUGUUUUUCAAACACGAUCAUCCUUUCGAAGAGUUUUACUGUGUAUGCAUUGUUUUAUUGAAUAAAACAUGGAAAGAGAUGCGGGCAACGACAGAGGACUUUGUCAAAGUCUUUUCUGUUGUUAAAGAGCAAAUAACUCGAGCACUUCAAAGCAAGCCGACAGGACUUGAUAAGUUUAAAUUGAAACUGCAUCAACUUACUUACUCUGUAAUCACAAGCCUCUGGCAGCAAGAGAGGACCAGCCGCGAGGAGUGUGAGAGUCAUGCCAAACCUAUCAUUGAACUUCGGGAACAAAUUACCCCCGAAAUUAUGGAUCUUAUACGCCAGCAGAGGCUUGGGUUCUUAGUCGAAGGUACUCGCUUCACCAAAUAUGGUCCCAGAGGUCAGAGAAUGAAAGAUAAAUUUCGGUACGUUCGACUUUCACCAAAUCACAAAGUGUUUCAUUACGGUGAAUGCGAUGAAAAGUCUGUGCCAACAAUCGACGAGCUUCCAGCAAAACUUGCAGUUGUCGAGAUUCGAGCGCUUUUAACCGGUAGAGACUGUCCGCACAUGAAAGAUUUACAACGGCGAAAGACUACCCAUCAGCUUGCAUUUUCUUUGGCCCUUGAUUCUGUCGAGGUGAGCAGUCUCGACUUUGUAGCACCAGAUGAGCAAGUGUUCGAUUACUGGACCGAUGGGAUCAAUGCUUUGCUGGGCAACAAGAUGACGAGCAAGGAAACGGAAAAAGACCUGGAAACCCUCUUGUCUAUGGAUAUUAAAUUGAGACUAUUAGAUGCAGAGGGUAUAGACAUUCCGACCGAACCUCCACCGAUUCCAGACAAUCCACCGCACUACGACUUUUGUUACGAACUCACAUAGACUUGAGAAUUGUAUUGCAAGUUUUAAUUUUUAUUAGUCUCAUGAUCAGGUGUCUCAAGAUUUUACAUACGAAAUGUUAGUGCAAUUUUUUAUUUGAUGUGCAAAUGGUUUAAGUGCCGCAAUUAACUCAUUAACUGUAGGUUAAUUUUUAUGAAUCAGCAAUCUCAUGCGAAUAAGUAUUAUUAUUAUUAUUCCUGCAAAAUCUUUGAAAAUAGUGGUACUAAACAGACCAAAUUUGAAAAUUCACGAUUGCGAAAUGGCGUAAUUCUAUAGUAUGCCAAAGAUAUAGAAUAAUGAUUUAUAUAUAUAUAUAUACACAUAUUUUAAAAAAUUUUAUUACUUCAUUUUUUUUUCUACAAGUUACUGUCAGAUGUGGUUUAUAUACAUACAUCUAUUGAAUCUCUAUUUCAGAAUAUUUAUUUAUGUAAUCAAAGGCAACAGUUUUAUAGUGCACGAAUCUACACCGCUUUUAACGUAAUUUAUUUCAUUUAUAUUUUUUACACUAUUUAAUAAAUUGUCAUAAACUUGAUUAUCGUAAUUGCGAUAUUGAGGGUGGCAUUUUUUUAUUCCACACUUUUAACAGUAUUGUGUAAUGACGCAAUGAUCUUUAUUGAAUAAAAAUAAAUAAUUUGUGUAACAAUAUUGUGCAGCUUGGAUCAAGACAUCUCUUUACAGAAAUUCAUCUAAACACUACU
This is a messenger RNA of Diprion similis, 3178 nucleotides long. It is a transcript of the gene Ced-12, whose product is annotated as engulfment and cell motility protein 1. The record is from RefSeq and is a predicted model, not a curated record. The transcript has 6 exons. Bases 234 to 2483 code for a protein of 749 amino acids. NCBI's taxonomy places the organism in Eukaryota, Metazoa, Arthropoda, Insecta, Hymenoptera, Diprionidae. Gene Ontology annotation, cellular component: plasma membrane. Gene Ontology annotation, biological process: actin filament organization; cell motility.